GGGUGGCAGAACAAGGGAGGAAUGGAUUGUGGGCCACCUGCCACUUUCCAACCCCACCUGGCUGAGCCACCUGGCCCUGCCCGUCGCCCGGUGGCUGUGUGCCAGCAGGAGAGCCUGUCCUUUGUGGAGCUGCCCCUCCUGCAGCCCCCGAGCCCUGUAUGUCUGGACCUCUUUCCCGUUGCCCCGGAGAAGCUGCAGGCUCCAGGCAGCCGCUGGUCCUUGGGGACCCCUGCCCCUCUCCCAGGGCUGCUAUGGCCACCAUCUCCAGAAGACACUGAAGUCUCUACCAGUGGGGGGAUGCGGCCCAGCAGGGCUGGCAGCUGGCCGCAUUGUCCCAGUGGCCAGUCCCCAGCUCUGGAAGGACCCUGGAGUUGUCAGCACCCACAGCCACAGCGCCGGGCCAGCCAUGGCUCGAAGAAAUCAGCCUGGCGUAAGAUGCGGGUGUACCAGCGAGAGGAGGCCUCCAGCAGCCCGGAGGCCCGUGCUGCCUUCCUGGAGCCUGGCCAGGAGGAGACGGAGCAGGCACGGGGCCUGGACGAGCCUCGGCUGCCAGAGCUGUCCGGGCCCAGCCGUGGGAGCCUGGAGGGGCCAGAGCGCAGGCGCUUCUCAGCCUCGGAGCUCAUGACCCGGCUGCACUCUUCCCUUCGGCUGGGGAGGAACUCAGCCAGCAGGGGCCUGGCUGCCACUGGCCCAGCCCGGGAAGGGAGAGUGGCUGCACGGGAAUCACGUGGCAUGGACAGUGUGGCACCGCCAGCUCCCGCUGACCCAAGUGAGGGCCCUGGCGGCUGGCCUGAGCCCAGGCUGGAAGCGCAGGAAGAGCCGGCUCUGGGUUCCAGGAGCUCCAGCGAGAGGCGCCAGUCCCGGUUCCUGCUGAACUCCGUCCUCUACCAGGAAUACAGCGACGUGGCCAGCGCCCGCGAGCUGCGGCGGCAGCAGCAGGAGGAGGGCCCCGGGGACGAGGCGGAGAGCGCGGAGGAGGGGCCCGGGCCGCCGCGCGCCAACCUCUCCCCGAGCAGCUCCUUCCGGGCGCAGCGCUCGGCGCGCGGCUCCACCUUCUCGCUGUGGCAGGACAUCCCCGACGUGCGCGGCAGCGGCGUCCUGGCCACGCUGAGCCUGCGCGACUGCAAACUGCAGGAGGCCAAGUUUGAGCUGAUCACGUCGGAAGCCUCGUACAUCCACAGUCUGUCCGUGGCUGUGGGUCACUUCUUGGGCUCCACUGAGCUGAGUGAGUGUCUGGGGACACAAGACAAGCAGUGGCUGUUCUCCAAACUGCCCGAGGUUAAGAGUACCAGCGAGAGGUUCCUGCAGGAGCUGGAGCAGCGGCUGGAGGCUGAUGUGCUGCGCUUCAGCGUGUGCGACGUGGUGCUCCGCCACUGCCCAUCCUUCCGCCGUGUCUACCUGCCCUACGUCACCAACCAGGCCUACCAGGAGCGCACGUAUCAGCGCCUGCUCCUGGAGAGCCCCAAAUUCCCUGGCAUCCUGGCUCGUCUGGAGGAGUCCCCUGUGUGCCAGCGUCUGCCCCUCACCUCCUUCCUCAUCCUGCCCUUCCAGAGGAUCACCCGCCUCAAGAUGCUGGUGGAGAACAUUCUGAAGAGGACAGCCCCAGGCUCUGAAGACGAAGACAUGGCCACCAAGGCCUUCAAUGCACUCAAGGAGCUGGUGCAAGAGUGCAAUGCCAGUGUGCAGUCCAUGAAGAGGACAGAGGAGCUCAUCCACCUGAGCAAGAAGAUCCACUUUGAGGGCAAGAUCUUCCCGCUGAUCUCUCAGGCCCGCUGGCUGGUUCGGCAUGGGGAGCUGAUGGAGCUGGCACCACUGCCCGCAGCACCCCCAGCCAAGCUGAAGCUGUCCAGCAAGGCAGUCUACCUGCAUCUCUUCAAUGACUGCCUGCUACUGUCCCGGAGGAAGGAGCUGGGGAAGUUUGCUGUGUUCGUGCACGCCAAGAUGGCAGAGCUGCAGGUGAAGGGCCUGAGCCUGAAGCCCCAGGGUAUCCCCGGGCACGUGUUCCUGCUGCAGCUCUUCCACGGCCAGCACACCAAGCACCAGUUCCUGCUGAGGGCUCGGACUGAGAGUGAGAAGCAGCGGUGGAUCUCAGCCCUGUGCCCCUCCCGGCCCCAGGAGGACAGCGAGGUCAUCGUCAAGGGGGAAGACUGCCCCCAGGUUCAGUGCGUCAGGACAUACAAGGCACUGCAGCCAGAUGAGUUGACCUUGGAGAAGACAGACAUCUUGGCAGUAAGGACCAGAACCAGUGACGGCUGGCUGGAGGGCGUCCGCCUGGCUGACGGCGAGAAGGGCUGGGUACCCCAGGCCUACGUGGAGGAGAUCAGUAGCCUCAGUGCCCGGCUCCGGAACCUCCGAGAGAACCAGCGGCUCACGAGCGCCUCCAGCAAGGUGGGGGAGCCACCAGCGUGAGGGAGGUGUGGCCUGGCCCCCACCGGCUCAGGACAGGUCUGGAGAGGCCUGCUGAGACUCCACGCCAUGCCCCAAGCAGUGGCUGCUGGCUGCGGGCUGAACAAGAGGACCCAGGUCUGUCCUCAGGCUCCGCAGUGUCUGCUCUUCAGGCCAAGAGCAGUUGCUUGACUCGGGACCUUGAUGGGCGACUUCCUCCUUCCACGUCCCCACACCUGCCUGACUCCUGGUUCCUCGGGCAGAGCCCUGGCUGGAGAAGGCCUGAGGUUGAUGGAUGUGGGACUCUCUGUAUGGCUGGGGCCUCCUCUGCCACCUCCCUGGUCACAACGUGAGUGGGCCCUAGUGGCUACGACUUAUUUGUAAAUAAAUUCUCAUCCUGCUUUU
This is a messenger RNA of Echinops telfairi (small Madagascar hedgehog), 2790 nucleotides long. RefSeq names its product Rho guanine nucleotide exchange factor 19 (gene ARHGEF19). Gene Ontology annotation, biological process: activation of GTPase activity; regulation of actin cytoskeleton organization. Gene Ontology annotation, molecular function: protein binding; guanyl-nucleotide exchange factor activity. NCBI's taxonomy places the organism in Eukaryota, Metazoa, Chordata, Mammalia, Afrosoricida, Tenrecidae. The record is from RefSeq and is a predicted model, not a curated record. The transcript is spliced from 15 exons. The coding region runs from base 22 to 2409 and encodes 795 amino acids.